Molecule: messenger RNA, 471 nt
Organism: Plasmopara halstedii
Lineage: Eukaryota; Oomycota; Peronosporomycetes; Peronosporales; Peronosporaceae
Exons: 2
Coding region: 1-471 (156 amino acids)
Cellular component (GO): mitochondrial large ribosomal subunit; mitochondrial ribosome
Source: RefSeq, a predicted model, not a curated record
AUGGCAACACUGCUGCGUAGCGGGACAAUUGUGAGCACUAAGCGCAAUAGAUCGGGCUCUUUAGCCCUUCUGGUUGCAAGAUUUCCAAGUAUUCGCGGAUUCGCAUCCAGAAAGGAAAAAGUAAAGGGCAAAAAGGGUGGCGAUGACAACUUCGAGCAGAUGCUGCGUGCCAUUAAAGGUCAAUAUCCCGACGCCGAAGAGUGGACAGAAGAGGAAAAGCAACGCCAUCAGGAAAUCGGCCGCCGCUACAACAUCAUGACAACAAUUGAGCACAACCAUUUCAUGCGUGACGUACAGACCAAAAUCGAUUUAAAGUGGGAGGCAAUCAAUGCGCUUCCUGCGGAACUGCAAGCAGAAGCACUGGAGAUCGACGAUUCUCCUGUGCCGGAGGAGCGCGGCUUCGCCACUUGGACGCCCCCCAUCCAAGGCUUUCGGCAAUACUCUGACGAGGGAUUUGGAGCGAGGGAGUAA